GGAAUAUUUCUCCGGUAUAAAUUAUCGUAUUGCGAUUUCAAAAACGAAAAGAAUCACAGGGCAAUGAUCAAAAGGUUUGUUCUUAUUAAAAUAAAAAUAGAGAGAUCAAAGGGGCGAACUUUCCGAGGGAACCCUCCCCAAAAGGAGGCGGUGGUGCUGGUCCAGCGCCCACCUUAACACGAACCAGAACUGAAGAUGAAGAAGGCCAAGUUCGCGGAUCUAGGGUUACCAAUCAAGAGCAAGUUUUUGCAGGCCUUGUUCAUUGCUGGCGUUCUCUACCUCUUCUUCAUGAGCGUUGAGGUCCCGCUGCUCUUCAAUGCCGAGCACUCAUCAGAGGGAAUUGAUGAAAUUUCUGACCCUCUCCGUGCCCCCCAACUCCUCCUCUCUCAUCCCCUCGACACCACUCUUCGCCAGCGACUCGAAGACAAUAAAGUUGCCCCGCUUAGACCAGCAAGAGAUAGGAUCCUUCAAGCCUCCCUCCAGCCCUCAACUGACAGAAAAAUUAGGUCUUUUGGUGUGAUUUCUAUGCUGCCCCUCGACUCCAUGAAUCGUUCAAGUGGGGUCUCAGAGCUUCAAAGGUCGGCGAAUGAUGCUCGUCGAAUUGGUAAGAAGGUUUGGAGAGAGGUGGAGAAUCACAAGGUUGAGGAUUCUAGUGAGAGAAAGGAGAUUUCUAGAGAGAGAAAGGAGGAAGAGAGUUGCCCACACUCUAUCUCAUUGACUGGUUUUGAAUUCGAAUCCAAGAACAGGAAGGUUUUGCUUCUUCCUUGUGGAUUAACACUUGGUUCUCACAUUACAUUAGUGGGUAGGCCUCAUAAGGCUCACGAAGAGAACGACCCCAAAAUCUCGACAUUGAAGGAUGGGUCUAAGUCUUUGAUGGUUUCUCAAUUCAUGUUGGAGUUGCAGGGAUUGAAGGCAGUUGAUGGUGAGGACCCUCCGAGGAUUUUGCACCUCAAUCCAAGGUUAAAGGGUGAUUGGAGUGGGAAGCCUGUUAUUGAGCAGAACACGUGUUAUCGAAUGCAAUGGGGUUCGGCAUUAAGAUGUGAGGGAUGGAAAUCAAGAGCCGAUGAAGAAACUGUUGACGUACAAGUAAAAUGUGAAAAGUGGAUUCGAGAUGACGAUGACCACUCGGAGGAGUCAAAGACGACUUGGUGGUUAAACCGCUUAAUUGGUCGCACAAAGAAAGUUACAAUUGACUGGCCCUAUCCCUUUGCUGAAGAAAAGCUGUUUGUGCUCACUCUCAGCUCUGGAUUGGAAGGUUACCAUGUUAAUGUAGAUGGGAGGCAUGUCACUUCUUUCCCAUAUCGCACUGGAUUUGUCUUGGAGGAUGCAACUGGCUUGUCACUGAAUGGUGAUAUUGAUGUGCACUCCAUCUUUGCUGCUUCUCUUCCUACUACACAUCCCAGCUUCUCCCCCCAAAGACAUCUUGAAAUGUCGAGCAGGUGGCAGGCCCCACUUCUUCCGGAGGGCCCUGUGGAUCUCUUCAUUGGUAUCCUCUCUGCUGGCAACCACUUUGCUGAGCGGAUGGCGGUGAGGAAGUCUUGGAUGCAAUCCCGGGUUAUUAGAUCAUCAAGAGUUGUAGCUCGUUUUUUCGUUGCACUGCAUGGCAGAAAAGAAGUGAAUAUUGAGCUCAAGAAGGAAGCAGAGUACUUUGGAGAUAUCAUUAUCGUGCCAUUCAUGGAUAGCUAUGACCUCGUGGUUUUAAAAACUGUUGCUAUCUGUGAAUAUGGGGUUCGUGCUUUAUCUGCAAAGUAUAUAAUGAAAUGUGAUGAUGACACAUUUGUGAGGGUCAAUUCUGUGAUUAAGGAAGUGAAGAAAGUGCCAAGCGAUAGAAGCUUGUACAUUGGCAACAUGAAUUACUAUCACAAACCCCUCAGAGUUGGAAAAUGGGCUGUUACAUAUGAGGAAUGGCUUGAAGAAGAUUACCCACCAUAUGCAAAUGGCCCCGGAUAUGUUGUAUCAGCAGAUAUUGCAGAAUUUAUCACGUCAGAAUUCGAGAAGCAGACACUGAGGCUCUUUAAGAUGGAAGAUGUGAGCAUGGGGAUGUGGGUUGAGCAAUUCAAUAGUUCAAGACCAGUUGAAUACGUUCAUGACUUCAAGUACUGUCAAUUUGGGUGCAUAGAUGAUUAUUUCACUGCCCACUACCAGUCGCCACGGCAGAUGUUGUGCAUGUGGAAUAAGUUGCAGAGUGGCAAAGCUCAAUGCUGCAACAUGAGAUGACCAUCCAUGAUUGCAUCGAGUUUUGUAGUUUUAGAAGCCUUUGUAAAUUUUCCGGUGAUGUAAUCUGAUCUUUAUUGGCAUCACUCGAUACAACUAGGAGCAUUCAUAUUUAUUGCUUCUUGCCGUUCUUCAAUGGAAGGAACCAAAGAUCACAUUUUGCAAGUAAGAAGUCAAUGUUGAAACCAUGAGCAAGAAACCAUUCAAGAAACUUGGAGGAAUUACUCGAAGUCGAAUUGAAAUUCAGAUUUGUGAUCUUGAUAGCAAAAGUUUCAGAAGCUUUUCUUCUGUUUUUUUUUUUUUUUGGGUACCACUUAGUUUGUGGACUGUAAGAGGUAUAGGUUUGCCUGGAUGGCUUCUUAGUCCAUGGCAUCCUUGGAAAUUGUAGCUCUGCCCCUUUUUUUCAUUAUGAUAAAUAGAAGUCAAGUAAUUUCCAGUUUACAUUGGUGAU
Molecule: messenger RNA, 2665 nt
Organism: Amborella trichopoda
Lineage: Eukaryota; Viridiplantae; Streptophyta; Magnoliopsida; Amborellales; Amborellaceae
Product: hydroxyproline O-galactosyltransferase GALT5
Cellular component (GO): Golgi membrane
Molecular function (GO): carbohydrate binding; hydroxyproline O-galactosyltransferase activity
Source: RefSeq, a predicted model, not a curated record